This is a messenger RNA of Tachysurus fulvidraco (yellow catfish), 930 nucleotides long. Its product is annotated as C-X-C chemokine receptor type 2-like. The record is from RefSeq and is a predicted model, not a curated record. Gene Ontology annotation, cellular component: membrane. Lineage: Eukaryota; Metazoa; Chordata; Actinopteri; Siluriformes; Bagridae. Bases 1 to 885 code for a protein of 294 amino acids. The transcript is spliced from 2 exons. Gene Ontology annotation, biological process: immune response; G protein-coupled receptor signaling pathway. Gene Ontology annotation, molecular function: G protein-coupled receptor activity.
AUGCUGUUUUUUAAGCUACCUCGCUCAUCGCUCCUGUCCUCUACUGAGAACCUGAUUGGCAGUAUUGUGGGGGCAGUUUGCUUUACACUGGGAGUCCCUGGUAAUAUUGCUGUAAUGGUGCGUCUGUCUGGAUGGCUGAAGAGAGGCAGUUUCACCCCAAGACUGAUGCUAAGCCUGGCCAUAUCAGAUCUACUCACUCUGAUUUCUCUGCCGGUUUGGAUUUGGGCUCAUCUGCAUGGCUGGGUGUUUGGCUUGGUCUUGUGUAAGCUUCUCUCUUACAUCAUGUUGUUAAGCUUCUACUGCAGCAUACUGUGUGUGGUGUUGAUGAGCAUGCAGCGUUACAUCCAAGUGCUGCAUCCUGAGAAAUGGAAGAAGCUUGGCAGAAAUGGAAAGAAGAUCCUUUUGAGUGGGAUGUGGGUGUUAAGUGCAGUUUUAUCAUGCUAUGCUCUCAUACUAAGCGAUUUAAGCAUGGACAGAGGAAGACUUCUUCAGUGCACGCUAAGAUAUCAGAAUAAGACUGAAAGAGUGCUUACGGUUAUCUGGCAGAUUAUAAUAUUUGUGGCUUCAUCUACCAUCGUAUCUUAUUUCUACUUUCACCUUCACAGAGGAGUUAAUAACUCAGUUUUCUUUAGCAGUAACUCAUUGACCAAGGUGGUGACGAGAAUCGUGGUGUGUUUUUUUAUUUUUUGGUUCCCUAAUCAAAUCUCCGACAUUGUUAUCAUCAUUGCAACAUUGACUGGGAAUGACAGUCUGUUAAGAUCUGCAGUAUCUGGAGACAAUGUUACUACAGCUCUGGUUUUUUUUAACAGUUGUGUGAACCCCUUCCUGUACGCUUUCUCUGCUCGGGCUCUUCAACAGGGAACAGCUGGAACAGAUGAUCCUUAGUUUCUUGAACAUAUAGAGGUUUGAGUGAGCUGAUGCAUGUCCAUU